AUGUCGGUCCUCCUUGAGACAAGCGCCGGUGAUAUUGUCAUUGACCUUUUGGUUGAUCAUGCCCCUAAACUAUGUGAAAAUUUUUUGAAGCUCUGCAAGACCAAAUACUACAAUUUCUCACCGAUCCAUUCAGUACAGAAGAACUUCUCUUUCCAAACCGGCGACCCUCUGGGUCCUCUCUCGACCGAAUCCGAUGGCGGCUGCUCAAUAUGGGGGAACAUCUCGCGGGACCCUACCAAACGCACAUUCCCUGCCUUCUUCCAUCCGAAGCUCAAACAUCUUGAGCGCGGAACUGUUAGCAUGGCAACUGCACCGCUACCAUCAGACCCCGAUACAAGAUUAGCAGCUUCACAAUUUAUUAUCACUCUCGGCGAAGAGACCGACUUUCUCGACGGCAAGGCUGCCAUCUUUGGCAAGGUCGUCGAGGGAUUCGACGCUCUGGAGAAAAUUAAUGAAGCUAUAGUCGACGAGAAAGGCUACCCGCUUAUUGAUAUAAGAAUACAACACACCGUUGUCCUUGACGAUCCAUAUCCAGACCCUGCUGGGCUACGAGAACCCGACGGAAGCCCGCCUCCGACAGAUUCGCAGUUGAAAACAGUACGAAUCGCCGAUGAAGCGGCUCUACAUGCUGAUGAUGGAGUGGAUGAGGAGACAUUGGAGAAAAGGCGGAGAGAAAGAGAAGCCCAAGCUCAGGCGCUGACACUGGAGAUGAUGGGUGACUUGCCAUUUGCUGAAGUUAAGCCUCCCGAAAAUGUCCUCUUUGUCUGUAAAUUAAACCCAGUCACUGGGGAUGAAGACUUGGAAAUCAUUUUUGGUAGAUUUGGCAAAAUUUUGAGCUGCGAAGUGAUUCGUGAUGGUAAAACAGGCGACAGCUUACAGUAUGCCUUCAUCGAGUUCGAAUACAAGGCAUCCUGCGAAGCUGCUUAUUUCAAAAUGCAAGGCGUCCUUAUCGAUGAUCGCAGAAUACAUGUCGACUUUUCUCAGAGCGUGAGCAAGCUGAGUGAUGUCUGGCGAAACAGCACCAACAAGAAACGGCGCGCCAACGCUGGAGGCUGGGGUGGUGUGGAUGAGCUAGAGAAGCGCCGACAGUAUAGAGCAGAGGGCGAUAGGUCCGUAGGAAAGAGUUACGGUAUGGUGCACGGAGACGAAGAAUUGCGUGGCCGACAUCAGCGGUCCAGAAACGACGGCCAAGAUCGGGCAUCCGGUCGCAGAGACGACCUCAGAGAUGACCGGGGACGAGACACCAACAGGAGUCGCAGCCCCCGACGACGGGAAAGAAGCCGUGACAGAAAUAACAGACCGAGAGGUGAUGACCGCCAUAGACGAGACCGCCAUAGAGAUGGCCAGAGCAGCCGAAGUUAUGGGAAAGAGAGCAGUCACCAUCGAGAUAGCUACAGGCAUGACGAUCAUGACCGAGAUCGCCGAAGGGACGACAGACAUAGGCGAUAA
This is a messenger RNA of [Torrubiella] hemipterigena, 1449 nucleotides long. NCBI's taxonomy places the organism in Eukaryota, Fungi, Ascomycota, Sordariomycetes, Hypocreales, Clavicipitaceae. The record is from the annotation of a GenBank genome assembly.